Molecule: messenger RNA, 1779 nt
Organism: Paralichthys olivaceus (Japanese flounder)
Lineage: Eukaryota; Metazoa; Chordata; Actinopteri; Pleuronectiformes; Paralichthyidae
Gene: prrg1
Product: proline rich Gla (G-carboxyglutamic acid) 1
Cellular component (GO): extracellular region
Molecular function (GO): calcium ion binding
Source: RefSeq, a predicted model, not a curated record
GCAACAUGGACGCUGCAGCUAACAGGGUCUCCACUUGUUGGUCCGUGUCUGAGGCGCUGGUGUGUGACGGUGAAGCGGCGCUUUGUUAGCCGUGUGUCCGACUGUCGUGGAUCUAUUUUAGGGUGAGGGGAGUGUUGCUUCCCGGAGCGAACGCAUCCAGCGCGUGUAACGGUGGCCUGCGGACGCCAUUGGUCACCAGCGACUCUCUGGUCAACGAGGUGUUGUCAUGUUUUCAGCGAAAAAACCCAGUUAAAGUCAUUCAAUCAAUUGAUCUGGACUCAUCAGAUCUUCAGAUUUCUACCCUCAGCUGACAGAUAAAUCGUCCCACACAGACUCGCAGGAAUCAUGGGGAGCGUGUUCCUGCCAGCGGACGCAGCCCACUCCGUGCUGCGGCGGCUGCGCAGGGCCAACUUCAUGCUGGAGGAGAUGAAGCAGGGAGACAUCCAGAGGGAGUGCCGCGAGGAGAUCUGCACCUAUGAGGAGGCCCGCGAAGCUUUCGAGAAUGACGAGAAGACGAGACGGUUUUGGGAGGAAUACGUGCGUGAGAGCAGUCCGUCCGGAGGCCUGGAGACAGUGGUAAGUGGAGUCCACUCUGUCUACUUGAUUGUGCCACUGAUGCUGGUUGUGUUCAUCAUCGCCGCCGUCGCCAUCACCGUGUGGCGUUGCCACUCCCGCAAGCGCUCACAGCGCAGCCCCAGCCUGGGACACUCGCAUCACGACCACGUCCUGUCGGUGGUCUCGAUGGACCAUUGGGGGAGGGAUUACCACCAUGCUGACCAAUCAGAACUGAGUAUCCACAGCAGCCCAGCCUUUCCGGGCUCAGAGAUCAUAUCAGGGAGAGGAAGCGCCGGAGAUCCCCCGCCAUCGUAUGAGGAGGCUGUUGGCCACACAGACGUCCAGAUAGAGACGGAGCCUCCUCCACAGUACGAGGACAUCGUCACCACCAGCGCUUCUAGUGUCAACGGCCAAGGGAAGUAGACCUGCCUUUCACUACCACCCAAACAAAAGUCCUAACCUACACUAAGACUUAUCUUAUCAUCUAGCAAUGCCACUGUUGUGGUAUCACCAGCCUUCCCCAUUCUAUACAAACAGAAACACUAAUGGUCAAUGGAUUAAUGCAAUCUUUGCCAGAGCCAGUGCUGCCGCAGUUUGCACUAACCUUUAUUCAGUGAGGUGAAGUGAUGGCAGGAAGGAUCACGUGAUACUGCAAUACCAAAACCUUGACUGAAGGUCCUGAAGUUGUAUCUAUGCUGUCACACUGUAGUAAAUUAAUUUAAUUCUGCAGACAUAACAAAUGUUGCAUGAAGUGUGAGGGGAAAAAAGUGAUGAUUGCCAUAAUGAAGGAGCUAUUCUCAGUGUACAUAGGGGUUGGGCCGAUGCUUUAUUGAAGAUUUGUGCCAAUUAACAGAUAUUUUUUGUAAUGUUUAAAUUUGACCAAUUUGUUGUCAAAAAAAUGACUUACUGUUUCCACCUGCAUUUUGCAAAAUUGUACUUUGCAAGAUCCAGAACCAGUUUUUAAUCCACACAUCAAUUUCAGUGAAACCGGACAAAUUUAGAUUGAAUUCUUUCCACUAGGAGGCAGAAAAGAAACAAAUUCAAUUCUGUCAUAUGUAAAGUCUAACUUGUUAUAGUUUAAAUACUUAUUUAGUCAUUCUCAUAAACAAACUGUUUAUUCUGUUUACGUACAGAAUAUCCCAGACCAUAAACACGUUGUUUUCACAUAGUAAAUUGGUGUAAAUUGCUUUAUCUUCUUCAGUUUUAUUCCCCUGUGGUUAUCCA